AUAUUUAAACAAAAUUAAAAUAAAACCAAAACCAACGCAAAUAAUGUCGGGAAAAGACAUCUACUCUGAGGUGAGAAACUCGCGAGACUUUACGGGGAAAGUAGUUUUGGUGACCGGAAGUGCCGGCGGUAUCGGCGAACAAAUCGCCAAACUAUACUCGGCUUUAGGCGCCGGUGUUGUCAUCACCGGUCGGCGCGCCGAUGGACUCAAACGUGUGGCACAAGAGUGUCAACAAUUGUCGCCAACAAACCUGAAGGCUAUAGAAAUACCGGCCGAUCUGACCAAUGAUGAUGAUCUGCACCGUGUGUUCAAUGAGACCAUUAAGACAUUCAAACGGCUGGAUGUGUUGGUCAAUAACGCCGGCGUCUAUCUAAAGGCCAACGGAACCGAUGAUAACUUUUUAGACAUUUUGGACAAAUCACUGAAAGUAGAUCUGAAGGCAUCGCUUACUCUCAUCCGACUCUUUCAGCCAUAUCUUAAGCAAACCAAAGGAAAUAUUGUUAACAUUACGUCUGUUGUGACCGAAAGACCGUCAAAAUCCUUUUUGGGAUAUCAAUUGGCAAAACAGGGCCUCGAAAUGGCCACAACUACACUGGCACUGGAGUUGGCCCCACACGGCAUUAGGGUUAAUAGUGUCAGCAUAGGAGUGGUUCGGUCUUAUCCGCUAUGGCCUGACGCCGAUGUGGAGAAAGUGACGGCUAAAUCACCCGCAAUGACACCACUCGGACGUAAUGGUGAGCCCAUAGAAGUGGCCAAAGCCGUGGUAUUCCUGUCCUCAUCUGACGCCUCAUUCAUAACGGGACACAAACUGGAAGUCGACGGAGGAAUCAAAUAUAACAUUGGAUCAGAUUAUAUGUUUGGUUAGAUCAUUACAUUGAUGAUUAAUGUAACUUUUAUCUUGAUUAAAUA
This is a messenger RNA of Medioppia subpectinata, 909 nucleotides long. NCBI's taxonomy places the organism in Eukaryota, Metazoa, Arthropoda, Arachnida, Sarcoptiformes, Oppiidae. The record is from the annotation of a GenBank genome assembly.